This is a messenger RNA of Aedes albopictus (Asian tiger mosquito), 3711 nucleotides long. RefSeq names its product mitochondrial coenzyme A transporter SLC25A42 (gene DPCoAC). The transcript has 7 exons. Gene Ontology annotation, cellular component: mitochondrial inner membrane. The record is from RefSeq and is a predicted model, not a curated record. NCBI's taxonomy places the organism in Eukaryota, Metazoa, Arthropoda, Insecta, Diptera, Culicidae. The coding region runs from base 1447 to 2616 and encodes 389 amino acids. Gene Ontology annotation, biological process: transmembrane transport.
CGUAAAAACGGUAAAAACAGCACACAAAAGUCAAAACAAAAAUAGAACCCUUGUUUUUCUUUUGCUCGGAUGAAGACGUCUCAGUUUCAAAGUAUUUAGUUUUGUUUGUAUUAAACCGUCUUGUGUUUAAUAAGUUUGAUACGAUAAGACACACUGUUGUUUGUGUUUCGGUGUUUUCAGGAAAAGCUCCUCGGCACAGCGCACGUAACUUUUUUUAGUCCGUCUUCUCUCGCGAAGCGAAUCCGCAAGUCAGCAGCAGCAGCAGUAGUGUAUCGGCAGCAGCGCACAGUAACGGAUCGUUUACGGUGUGAAAAGUGAUUUAGGAAGCGGAAUAAUUUGUGCGAGUGUCCCUUUCUCCGAUUUUUUUACACACGCACCAUGAUGGUGGACCGACUGUGAAUAAUAAAGAACAAACAGUGAGUAGGUAGUGUUUUGGGUUUUUUUGCGCCCUUCUCGAUCCAAGGGAUCCGGCGCCAGAGCGAGCGGUUGUGUGAAGGGCAGUGAUUAGAGGAAGAUUUUCUACGUCGCGGAAAUUAAAUCGGGAGUGUGUCAUAAAUUUGGACAGGAAAUUGUGAAGUUGCUCAGCGUUCCUUGACCAGCCAUCGAGUCAGCAAUAACCCAUCAUCCGCUGCAUGCAGGUGAUUAUCUAAGAGAUAAAACUCGAGCAAACGACAGCAGACUGUCCAAAGUCCACGUCUAAAAACGAAGCCAAACCAUAGCUUCGUUGACGACCAAGAUCCGCGAAGAUGGUCGUUAGGCAGGGCCAAUGAACGGCGACAGCACCGAUCGUGCGGCGAUCACUCGGCGACAUUCCGCAGUGCGAAACUACCGCUGUUGUCUCCAUCGCGAUGUAAACAGAAGAUAAACGAACGGAUAACGACGACCGAGUGAUCUAAACAAAAGUCUACAUCUCGCACGAACACACAGCUCCGCGUGGUGUGUAGAGAUAUAAGGAACUGAAGAAAAACAAGACCUUUUCGUACGAGCACCAACGCAAUCGAAAACGAAAACACAGUAUACGCGCCGGUUCGGAAAGGUUUCGCUUUUUCGGGGUCAAGUCGUGCGAAACUACGACGAGAUGAAAACAGUGUUUAAAUCGGUUGGUUGAUUGCGUUGAGGGAAAGGGAAAAUCGAGUGUUUUUGUUUUUAUCGGACCGACCGCAGUAGGUUGGAAGGAAAACUCAGGGUGACGUCAAUCGCAGUAAGCGGAGUGAUAAAUUAUCGGUGAUGUGAAAAACUUGAGGAAGAACGUGGGACCGAACAAAAAAAAAUCAAUCGGGAAGUGUUUCUGGCCUACUGAGGUGUGCGUGCGCGAGAUAAGAAUGAUAAGACGGAAAAAGGCGCCGUAGGUGAGAUUAUUUCGUGUUCAUUUUCUGUGGAAGAAAACGAGCUAGCCGCGAAGUACGUGAGAUUAGAGGAACAUCGUCGUGGUGGUGACCGGUGUGGAUGGCCAACAAUUUGAAGAGUCUGUUCGGAGGAAGUGGUGGCACCAGUGCUGCCGAGGCAUCAGGCAUGGCUAUCGUCGUGGGAACCAGCGUCGGCUCAUCCAGUCAGCAGGAUAAGCCACCGCCGAAGCAGCCGGCCGUAGAAUACUCGUCUAUUGUCAAUACACCAAAGACUGUACCGUCGUCACUAGGUAACAGCAUUAGUAAUAGUGGUAGUAGUAGUAGCAGUAGCGGUAGCCCCACAAUCACAAUCCCCGACCCGCACCAACGACUCAACAAUCGAGAUGUAGUCAUCACCAGUCUGGUUGCGGGAGCAAUCGCCGGUGCACUGGCCAAAACUACGAUCGCGCCCCUCGAUCGGACGAAGAUCAACUUCCAGAUCAACAAAGACAUCCCCUACUCGUUCCGGGCGGCGUUGGCAUUUCUGCGCAACACGUACACCAAGGAGGGCUUCGUGGCCCUCUGGCGGGGUAACUCGGCCACGAUGGCCCGCAUCAUUCCCUACUCGGCGAUCCAGUUCACGGCGCACGAACAGUGGAAGAAGCUGCUGCAGGUCGACCGACACGAAGACACCAAAGUGCGCCGGUUCCUGGCGGGAUCGUUGGCGGGCAUCACGUCGCAGUCGAUGACCUACCCGCUGGAUCUGGCGCGGGCGCGGAUGGCCGUGACGGACAAGUACUCCGGCUACCGGACGCUGCGGGAGGUGUUCGUCAAGAUUUGGCAGUGCGAGGGACCCCGGACGCUGUACCGGGGCUACUGGGCGACCAUCCUGGGGGUCAUCCCGUACGCCGGGAUGUCCUUCUUCACGUACGAUACUCUUAAGAAGGAGUAUUUCAUACUCACCGGUGACACCACCCCAAACACUGUGAUAUCGUUGGUGUUCGGUGCGACGGCCGGCAUCGUCGGACAAUCGUCGAGUUACCCGCUGGACAUCGUUCGACGGCGGAUGCAAACCACGGGCGUAACGGCUAACUGUGCCGAUCGGUAUCUGACAAUCGGGACUACACUAAGUAAAAUUUACAGGGAGGAGGGUAUCAUCGGGGGUUUCUACAAGGGACUGAGCAUGAACUGGAUCAAGGGUCCCAUCGCCGUCGGGAUCAGCUUUGCGACGUACGAUCACAUCAAGUACUUCCUGCGGGAGUUGAUCCAUCUGCGGGAUCCGGUGCGGUAAAGAAGGCGCAAAACGGAAAACACAAGUACACACACAGAGUGCACAAACAAUAGCAAAGCGGACACGCGUUCGAAUCUUGUUGAAUCUGGUUGUCGCUAGUGGCAUUUUUUUCGGUUAGGUUUUAGGAAGGUUUUGUGUUUGUGCAGAGUGGCUGUUUGUCUGAUGGUUAGAAUGAGUGUGAUGUCUGUGAUUGGGAUGCAGCGUGAGGUGAGCUCAUUCACCGUUUGUUUGGAUUGUGUGUGGCUUUUUGUUUUGAAUCGGUGUCAAUCAUUUAACAAAGAAGAAAAGAAAACAGGUGCAAUUAGAUCGAGAAAAGUUUAUAUACAAAGAGGAAAAAGUCGAUCGUAGUAUAUAUUUCGUCCUAGAUUUCGUCAUAAAACACAAGUGCAUUGCUUAUACUCAGAGCACUAAUAUACACGAAAACCGUUCGCGAAAGCACUCAAAUUUUUAAGCUAACUUUAUGUUUUAGAACAAAAAAAAAAGUAAACAGGUUAAGCAACCCUAAAACUACACACCGGACUUUGUGUUGAUAUUUGAAACCACCAAAAACUAUUCUUGAGCAACGAUUGUGAGACUAAUGUCCAAAAAGAAAAAAAACAUACUAAAUCGGGAUUCAGUUCAACUGUAAACCAAACACUACUAAGUCAUAAUGGCGGUCUGAUGAAAUGACAAUAACUUUCACUAGUAUCGACGAACCUUCGCCAAACUAUUUACCCUAUUGUUUAUUGCGGUCUUGCAACGUGCCAUUCUUCGUUUUUUUACAUGUUUACUUUCCUCUUUAAUUGGGUCUUCUCGCUUCAGCUGAGGGAGGGUUCGUGUUAUGUAGCUUAGGUUUUGUGUAUAAAGUUAGAAAAGCUAAACAUAAGAACUAGUUUGUCUUAAGAUAGCGAACGUUUUUCUUCGUGGGAGAUGCUUGUCCGUACUGUUCCGGGUAAAUUAUAAUUCCUGUUGUCGGCAUUCAUGUUUGAACCCUCAGUGCUUUACUUUGUUGACUGUUUUCUGAAAACGGUAUAUUGUAGUCAUUCAUUAGGCGUCCAUCAAGUAUAUUCUCCCCGAAAAAAAAAGUCUUGUUAAUAAAUUUUCAAGAAGUUUGAA